Messenger RNA from Bipolaris zeicola 26-R-13, 162 nucleotides. RefSeq lists its product as uncharacterized. The transcript has a single exon. The record is from RefSeq and is a predicted model, not a curated record. The annotation marks the transcript as partial. NCBI's taxonomy places the organism in Eukaryota, Fungi, Ascomycota, Dothideomycetes, Pleosporales, Pleosporaceae.
GAAUCCCAGAUCUGGCGUGCAUGUUCGAUCGGUAUACUUUUCAUUCAGCAUCCAAGCAACUGUCUUUGCUGUCAAAGGUGUCCCUAUCUUGAACUUUCCGCGGAGGUAUCUGAAUGCACUGGUGGUGGUGAUGGCGGUCAGCCAGCUGUCCCUGGAAAGUGA